Molecule: messenger RNA, 1836 nt
Organism: Morchella importuna
Lineage: Eukaryota; Fungi; Ascomycota; Pezizomycetes; Pezizales; Morchellaceae
Exons: 4
Coding region: 1-1836 (611 amino acids)
Molecular function (GO): Hsp90 protein binding
Source: RefSeq, a predicted model, not a curated record
AUGGCGCCCACAGAUGGCCAAAUAGCCGAGUCAGAUGCCCUUAAAGCCAAAGGGAACGCAGCUUUCGGCAAACAAGAGUUCACGGCCGCCCAUAGCUUCUAUACAAAUGCUAUCGCACUGAACCCCGCCUCGCCAACGCUCUAUUCGAACCGUGCUGCAGCACUCCUCUCAAUGAACAAGUUAAACCUGGCCCUAAACGACGCAAACAUGGCUAUUAAGCUGAAUCCAAACUGGGCAAAGGCAUACCGUCGUAGAGCGAGUGUCUUGGAUGCGAUGAAGCGGUGGGAAGAGGCAAAAGAGACUUAUAAGAAGGCUCUUGAGGUUGGCUUAGAGGAGGCAAAGGGACCGCAGGAGAAGGAGGCGGUCGAGGGGGAGAUAUUGAAGUUUGUUAGAGCGAUUGAUGAGAAAAUAGCGGGUGCGCCGCAGGCGCCAUCCUCGCCGAAGUCUGUCAUCAAGGAGGAGAACAACGUCGGCCAUAUAGUCAUGAAGGAGUUCGAGCGACGUAUUGCAAACGGGGAGCCCGUGGGCCAAUGGCCGCCAAAUGGAUCAUGUCUGCGUCGAAUCUGGGUUGCAGAAAUGCAAUUCCAAAACGCCCUCAACAGUCUACACCAGUUCUAUGAAGGGCCAAUCCCCGGUGCUCCUCCAGGCACCCGUGGCAUCUUUGGUAAGGUUCAAACUAUCGAAGAACUUACCACCUCCAUUCUUGAAGAUGAUCGCGUUGCCCGCUUCGACAAUACUUGCCUCCAAAAGCUGCGCCUCUGCUUCGCGCUCGAGCAGCAGCAACGAAAUGCCAUCGGGCCCGGCCUUUCCCCUAAGGAAACGAUUAGCGCCUACAACUCCCGUCUCACCGCCGCACGUACCCAGGCCAAUGGUCUCGCUGAUCCCGUUAUUGGUGGUUGGAACCAGGUCCGCCCCGCGCUGCAGCUCAGUAUCCGUACCUCGCUGAUGAAUGGAUGCAUUUUGGGAGCACUAGGCGCGCCGGGGAGCGAUGAGCCAGAGUUCAGACGCGCAGUGGAUCUGAUUGAGGAAGCGAGAAAGAUGUGGCCGAUGGUCGAUGGUGCGAUACGAGGGCGAACUCUGGAGGAGACCUUCCUGCGUGGUGUGAAGAUCCUGCUGGCACAGGCGCUGAUAAAGUCAUACCAGCACACCCCGACCUCGCCGUCGGACCAGCAAAAAAAGCUCGAUGAUAUCAUGGAUAUUGCAAACUGGGUGAUCGAGAGCUUCAUGCGGAACCCACGGCCACCAGAGAGUGAGCGCCGACACGGCUUUAUGGGCGAUGAUGCGUGGUGGAACAUCUACUAUGCGCACUAUGCCACGCCUCUUGCAAAAGCAUACACCUUCCGUGGAUUUAUGUACAGCCAUACCGGCCUCCAAAUCGAUACCGAUCGCCAGGAGGAGUACUGUAUAAAAGCCGCACACGAGUACAUCACAGCCGCAUCAUGGAUGAGCGCUGACGAGCCCGAGCGCGGGAAUGCUAUUUGGAAUGGCAUUUUCACCAUGUGUUCCAGCGAGGCAUACUACCGCAAGGAAGACCUUCGCGUACUCGCAGAUAUGGCGAGAGGUGUUGGAAAAUGGUGCGAUGGUUACUUUCUGGAGCUUGAGGGUGCCCCUGAACAUCUCGGGACUACAGCUCUUCGUGAUGUACUCAUGAGUGACUGGUACCCUGACGAGGACGAGAAUGCGCCGUGCAUGGUCGGUAUGAUGAGAGAUAUAUGGAAAGAGAGGGUUGAGAAGUAUGGAGAAAAAGAGGAAGCAGUGGGGAGCGCUGCGAUCUGGGAGGCUGUCGAUGAGCGAUUGAGGACGCAACUGCUGGAGAAGAUGGGAUGGAAUAAUUAG